Funneliformis mosseae is the source of this 384-nucleotide messenger RNA. The record is from the annotation of a GenBank genome assembly. Lineage: Eukaryota; Fungi; Glomeromycota; Glomeromycetes; Glomerales; Glomeraceae.
AUGGCGUCUACAUUACAAACACAAGACUCGCCAAGACCUGGUGGUUUUCCCGCUAUUCGGUAUAAACGUAAUAUACCAAAAAGAGGUCCUUCCGGGCUUGUUAUUUUAACGGGUUUAACCGCCAUAUCUACGUUAGGUUUUUAUUGGGCAUCACAAACAAUUCAAGAGCUUCGCGAGCUAAAGCGAGAACGAAUUUGGUCACGUAUAUAUCUUGUCCCGAUGUUACAAGCUGAAUUAGAUCGUGAUUCAUAUCGUCGUACUCGGGCAUCUUUACAGCGUGAAGCUGAAAUUAUGAAAGAUGUUCCAGACUGGAAAGUUGGCGAGAGCGUAUAUAAUACCAAGCGUUAUGUACCUCCAUCUGUAUUUGUUUUGCCAGAAAAAUGA